This is a messenger RNA of Plasmodium cynomolgi strain B, 1293 nucleotides long. RefSeq names its product 50S ribosomal protein L1. NCBI's taxonomy places the organism in Eukaryota, Apicomplexa, Aconoidasida, Haemosporida, Plasmodiidae. The annotation marks the transcript as partial. The record is from RefSeq and is a predicted model, not a curated record. The transcript has a single exon.
UCCGUUCCACUUCGUCGCACUUCGCUACGAUUUGCUACCUUUCGUUGGAGUUACUUCCCCAUUUGCGCGCGCGAUGAAGAGGCUCCUGCUACUGCACCCCCACGUGGGUAGUGGCGGUCUCCAAGCGCAGGAACCAUUUUCCCAAGUACGCAGAUGGAAAAAGUACAUACCCUUUUAUGAUGUCAAAAAGAGGUACAAGGAAAAGGCGAGGGGUGAUGAGGCAAGGAGUGAAGUGGCGAGGAGUGAUGAAGCGAAAGAGGUGAGGGGGGUGGAAAAUAUGAACGCAAGCCAAGUUGGUGGAGACGAUACACAGUCCAGUUUGGCUGAGCAAAGAAAUGGAGAGACGACUCAACAGCUUGGGUGCGAAAAUCUCGUCCCCCCAGUGUCCCCUAUGAAAGGGCUAAAGCUCCUCCUAAGCUGUAGACAUAUGCAGAGCGGCUACCCUCACAGGGGUGAUGCCUCCCCCAUGGAGGAGAGUACCAUCCACAAGGAGGAAAGCACCAACCAGAAGGAGGAAAAAAUUAACUUCAAUUUAAUCAUCAAAAUUGAUAUCAAAAGAGAGUCCCUGAGAGGCAUGUGUAACCUUACUCACAGUGUCGACAGGAACAAAAAAAUACUCGUUCUAGUCGAUGAAGACCAUCAGACCUUAAAGAAAGCUGGAGCAGAUUAUGUAGGGUUAGAAUAUAUUAACAAAAUAAAAAACGGAUGGCUCGAUUUUCACAUAUGUCUCUCCGAUUUUAAAAAUAUUAAUAAAAUUCUCCCCGUUGCAAAGAUAUUAGGACCGAAGAAAUUAAUGCCUAACGUUAAGUCCAAUACGUUGGUACACAACUUGGUUGAUGCCAUCCUGUCCAUAAAGAGUGGGAACAGAAUUGAGUACCGAAGUGAACAGGUAGACACAGAGACGUUUGAUUUGUUUAAUCACAUCUACCAGUUUAGGAAUGUCCAUUUGGGUUCUAUAGCUAGCUUGAAUGUAAAUAUUGCAUCUACCGAGAUGAACCCGUACGACACGCUCGAAAAUAUGAAAUGCUUCGUCACCGAAAUUUUGAAGUGUAAUAUUCACUCGAGUCACAUGGAGAAGGAUGCGAAGGCUAACUUCACGUGGCCACCUGUCACUUGCAAGAGGAAGAAGAAAAAGCUGAUGCACGUGCAGGGAGGCAAUCCCCUCCUGGUCGGUGGGGAGCAUCAGCACUCCGAGUCCUUCCUCCUUGGGGCCUACGUCACUGUGCCUGGCGUUCCAAAAAUAUUUCUACACCCGCACCUGCUGCUCCCCCACUCGGAGGGCUACUCCGUCUA